AAUUUUAGCUUCAAUUUGUCUUCAAAUCUGUGUAAAUUGAAAAUACCACUUGGAUUCAAUUUCAUUCUACUGCAUGUCAUAUUUCCUUUUCAAAGAAAAUAACAAAAUGCUGAAAUUACAAGCGGUCAAAAGCCCUAAAUCGAACAAACUGGUUUCACUUUUUGUGCUAAUUGAACUUCAGGAAAUAACAGCAAUGUUCUGCCCACCAAUUGAACCUAAAACAAAUGGUGAAAUCUCUUAUUUACCAUUCACAUUGCCACCAAUAAUAGGAACAGGUACAAUGGCAUUGCUAAAAUGUAAUGAAAAUUAUAUAGCAGUUGGUUCGGUUACUUCUUUUUGCCAAUCAAAUUCUUCAUGGAACGUAAAUAUUGGUAAAUGUGUACGGUUGGAUUUCGGUAAACCAUGCUCACAUAUUAAAGGAUUUCCCGGUAUCAUUCAUUAUAUAACGCCUGAUACGAUCAAAUUAGCAGAAAACAAACUUGUUUCGGGUACGAAAGCAUUCUAUAUUUGUGAUCCAGGAUAUGCUUUAAAAGGUCAAUCUUUAUCUAUUUGCUUUGACGGUAAAUGGUCAUCACCACCAGCAAAAUGUUUAUCAGUUUGGUCAGGACAUUUUCUCAGUAAUGAAAAGAAAUGUGAAGGAAUCAAAGUUGAUAAUGGCACAGUAAUAUACAAUGAAGAAGCAGACGCCAGUUCUAAAUAUAAUAUUAAUACAAUAGCAACAGUGAGAUGUGAUCCAGAUUACGUUUAUUCCGGAUCAAUACAACACGUUUGUAGGGGAUAUAAUGAUUGGUCCGGUCGUUUCGGAGUUUGCUUACCAGGAUAAUCUAAACUAUGAAUCUUUAAUUUCUGUUUUUUAACUGUCUGCUGAUCACCGAAAUUUUAACUUUUUUAUGGUUUAAAAAAAUUGUUCUUAUCUAUUAAUAUUAACUUCUUA
Messenger RNA from Loa loa (African eye worm), 934 nucleotides. RefSeq lists its product as hypothetical. NCBI's taxonomy places the organism in Eukaryota, Metazoa, Nematoda, Chromadorea, Rhabditida, Onchocercidae. The transcript is spliced from 5 exons. The coding region runs from base 74 to 823 and encodes 249 amino acids. The record is from RefSeq and is a predicted model, not a curated record.